AUGGCAGACGACAACAUUGAGAAUCUAACAGAAGAUAUCAUCAAUGCAUCAAAACUUCCCGCCAAAGCUCGCGCCAUCAACAUCAAGUCUACAGUCGCAUCGUUCUCCUCCCUAGCGUAUGAUGAGGGCAUCGUGUCGACGGUCCUCGACCGGCUUAUCGACCUGGUUACCACACCCAACUAUCUUGACCAGGCCAGCUUAGGCGCCGUUAUCCGGAACUUGUAUCCUGCUGAGAGAGUGUCCGCUGAUGUCGUGUUGCGCGUGGUGUCGGCGCUGGGACAUGGAACGCUCAAAGCCUCGCUUACCUUGCAAGCUGGGCUGCUGAAGUGGUUGGUCAUGGUAUAUCAUGUGCUGGAGACGCCAGCGGUAUUGGCUCAGGCGUACUCCGUUUUGUUCAAUUUGCUUGAUACGGCUGCUAUUCGACCACAGUUGGCGCAUCUGUUGGCCUUGAUCACGAGGAGAAAGCAUGUGCGGCCGUUCAGGAUUCAAGCAUUGUUGAAUCUGUCGCGACAAACGGGGAAUGAUCCGCCGUUGGUGGGACUGCUGAGGGUGUUUAAGGAUUAUUAUCCUGAGAUUAUUGUUGGUGAAGCCGUUCGCGGCAAGGCUUCUGCUUUUAAGCAUCCGGAUCUAUUAUGGCGAUCUCGCCUGGCGGAAAUUCAAGACGCUCAUCGACAACGUGUUGCCGAGCGGAUGCCAACAGGACCGCAGAGCGGAUUCAGAGUUAAUAGACCUGUCAACAGGACACAGAGGAGCAAAGCUGUUCCUAUUGUAUUGACGUCUCACGCAACAGAGGAAUCGGUCACUCUGGAAGAAGUCGAAGAUGUAUCUGGCUUCGUGGCUAAGAUGGACAAACUCGAACUCCCCAACCAGCUGGUUGCUGUACUGGCCGACCCUCUAUUGCAAAAACUGCUCAUCCUGAGACCAAAUCCUGAAUCGUACCAGCGAAUAUCGAACUGGCUCAGCGCUGUAUUUCAAGAAGUCAUGGCUGGAGACGCGGACGAAGCAACCUUGUGGGAGGUGCUUGAGGUGGUGAGGGAGUUUGUUGUUCAGACCAAGACGAUUCCACCUCUGCUGCUAAGCUUCUUCAGUCGGUUUUUUGAGGUUUGGGGCGGCGAGGGCAAGAGGGAUGUUGUGUUUGACAUUCUUGGGUUUACACCCCUUUACGAUUUCGAGGAACUACACCGACUUAUAUUCAGGCCCCUCGAAGCAGCAGUGCAAUAUUUUGCACCCGCAUCUCAACAGGGACUCUUGGAAAUGUACACCAAUCUCCUGCGGCAUUGGACAGCAAUACUACAAGCAAGCGACACCAUACCCGAGCACGCCAGCACAACACUCGCCUCACUCGUCCUCCACACAAACACCCUUUCUCUAACACUCUUACAAACAAGCCCAUCCGUCACCACAGACUCCUCCAUCCUAGACUUCUACGAACAGACAACCCGCAUCAUCACCGACGCCAAACUCAAACGCUACAUCCGCAUCGAACUGCCCCCCUCCCCCCUAAUAUACACCUUCCUCUUCAACAACUCCCUCGCCACCGUCUCCCGAAUCUGCUACAUCCUCGCGUGCUACAAACGGGGCAUCGAAACCGCCGUCGCCACCCGGCCCCGUCCCGACACCCCCCGAAUCGACUCCCACACCUACGACAGAUCGUACGUCAACCUCUUCAACGGCUACAUCAUGGACAUAUGCAACCUCUUCUGGAGGAGCCGCGCGUUCAACGACACCGACACAAACGCUCAGGCGUGCACCUUAUCCGCCGGGACGAUCAACGCGCUCGCCGCGUACGCGGUAUCCGUGGACCGCGCCCUGCCGCUGACUUCUCUUUUUUCGCUGUCCCAUUCGCCUGUCCUUUGCUACCAGAGCAUAGAACGCGUACGGGACCUGGAGGACGACGCGAUGGAACAUGAUGCUGAAAUUAGGGUGCGGCAUGGGGGUCCAGUGACGCAGAGUACGUUGACGAGGCUUGCGAAUGCGGGGGGCAUGAAGUUGAGCUGGCAGGAUUAUAGGAUUGAAGUGUUGAGGAGUUUGGCGGAUAGUGGGUUUCCGGGGGUGGCGGAGUUGUUGAAGAAUGCUAUGACGGUACUUAAGAAGUCCAUUGAUGGGAGGUUGAGCAUUCAGGGGACGCCGAUACAGCUGUGA
This is a messenger RNA of Pochonia chlamydosporia 170, 2142 nucleotides long. Its product is annotated as Mis6 domain-containing protein. The record is from RefSeq and is a predicted model, not a curated record. Bases 1 to 2142 code for a protein of 713 amino acids. The transcript has 7 exons. NCBI's taxonomy places the organism in Eukaryota, Fungi, Ascomycota, Sordariomycetes, Hypocreales, Clavicipitaceae. Gene Ontology annotation, cellular component: kinetochore; nuclear body; cytosol.